Messenger RNA from Metopolophium dirhodum (rose-grain aphid), 1825 nucleotides. Its product is annotated as facilitated trehalose transporter Tret1-like. Gene Ontology annotation, molecular function: transmembrane transporter activity. The record is from RefSeq and is a predicted model, not a curated record. The coding region runs from base 131 to 1558 and encodes 475 amino acids. Gene Ontology annotation, cellular component: membrane. NCBI's taxonomy places the organism in Eukaryota, Metazoa, Arthropoda, Insecta, Hemiptera, Aphididae. Gene Ontology annotation, biological process: transmembrane transport. The transcript has 5 exons.
CAAACGAUUAUUAGCAAUAAUUGUGUGUCUCGUCUAGUCAAUCAUUAGCCGAGAAUGAGUUGACACGUACGGCAGUCAAAUAAUAAUUACAUCGUAGCUGCGUUUUUUUUAAGUACUCUGAUUUUUAAAAAUGUUGAAUUUCAAACUCAAUCGCCAUCUGAAGCUUGCAUUAUGCACUUGUUUAAUGUCAUUCCAACAGUUAAUCGUCGGAUGUUCUUUCGUAUUCUCAUCUAUUGUUCUAUCCAAACUAAAAGAACCGACGUCUACGAUAAAAAUAAAUACUGAAGAUUCCUCAUGGAUAGCGAGUGUACCAAUACUAGUAUGCCCUAUCGGCUUACUCGUAAUUGGAAUACUAACAGAUAAACUUGGCCGAAGAAAAGCUCUUCAAGUUGGUUAUAUACCACUUAUUGUAAGUUGGCUAGUACUUGCAUAUGCCAAUUCACUAAAAUUAAUUAUGAUUGGAAGAAUUAUACUGGGAAUUGGACUUGGUUCAGGAACAUGCGUGUACUUGUACUUGGCCGAGGUGUGCCCCACUCAGUACCGGCCGCUUUACUUCUCGGUGGUCACCAUAUUUGUGGGCGCUGGCAUGAUGACCGAGUGCGUGCUGUCCAUGUUCUUCCAAUGGCAGACCGUGUCGCUGAUACUGUUCGUAGCCAGCACCGUCAACUGCGCGGCACUGUUCCUCGUGCCGGAGACACCCAUGUGGCUCCGGACCCGUGGCCGGUCCCGGGAAGCGGACGCGGCCGAGGCGUGGCUGGGCAUGGAACCGGCCGCGGUGACCGUCCCGGCGGCGGCGCCGGUCACCGCGCUGGCGGUCAACGGCGACGAUCACCUGUGCGGCGCGGACGGACACGCGGCCACGGGCAAACCGACCCCGGUCGCGUACUGGACGCUGUUCACCGGCCCGUCCGUCUGGAAGCCUGCCCUGAUCACCACGCUAUUCUUUAUCUGCCAGCAGGGCAGCGGGUUCUACGUGAUGCUGUUCUACUCUGUGGACGUGCUACACGACUGCCGCGUCCAGUGGGAUGGCAUCACCGUUACCGCGUUUCUGUCCCUGUCACGCGUCACCGGUAGUGUGGUCUACUCCAUGCUGCACCACGUCCACCGGAAGACGCUGGUCGUCGUGUCCGGCAGCGGCAUGGCCCUGUCGCUGGCCAUCGUCAUUAUCUACAUGCGUAUGUACAAGGACGUGGCCUCGCCUCCGUACGGCGCAGUGCUCAUCGUAGCGUUCAUCGCGUACGUGUUCUUCGCCUUAUUGGCCAUGCUCCCGUUGCCAUGGACCAUUUGCGGAGAGGUGUUCCCGAUGGCCGUCAAAGGUGUAAUGGGCGGAGUCGUACAAUUUUUUGGAUACGAAUUUAUGUUUUUAGUCAUAAAAGUUUACCCUACAUUUGUGUCAACAUUCGGACCGGAAUGUGUUUGGUCAGUGUUCACAAUAUUCUGUUUUGCAAGUGCAUUGUACGGUGCGUUCAUAAUGCCAGAAACAAAAGGAAAAUCUCUCAACGAAAUAUUAUCAUCAUUCGAUUCCCGUGAAAAAUCAAUAAAAAAUAACUUGCCUUAAGAAUAUUGUAUACUAUAAUAAUUAUUUUUAUUUUUAUUUUGAGGAAACAUAAUAUACUAUUGCAAUUUCGUUUAAUGGAAUUUUAGGUAUAUUCUUCAAUGAGCAUUGAGAUGCUAUUAUUUAUAUUGUAAUUUAUUUAUUUUUGAAUACCUCAUAGUAAAUUAAGUGUUUAUAGUUUAAUGUAAAUUGAUAAUUUUCAAUAGAACUAAUGUAUUUAAUAACACCUAUUAAUCUAUUAUAUUAUAAUAUAAUAUAUUAAAAAAUCGG